Malurus melanocephalus (red-backed fairy wren) is the source of this 1544-nucleotide messenger RNA. RefSeq names its product NIPA magnesium transporter 1 (gene NIPA1). Gene Ontology annotation, cellular component: membrane. Lineage: Eukaryota; Metazoa; Chordata; Aves; Passeriformes; Maluridae. Gene Ontology annotation, molecular function: magnesium ion transmembrane transporter activity. The record is from RefSeq and is a predicted model, not a curated record. Gene Ontology annotation, biological process: magnesium ion transport.
AUGACGUCACCCCGCUGCCAUCCCCCGGGACGGGCGCCAGGAGCCGCGGCUGCCGCCGGUCCCCGCCCGGAGCCGCCCCCGGCGGUGCAGCGCAGCGCAGGGCGGGUCCCGGCGCAGAGCCGCUGCCGGGAGCGCUGGGCCCGGGCAGCCGCGGCGCCUGCAGCUCUCGGCGGGGCCAUGCGGACGGCGGUCGGUGCGGCAGCGGGCGAGGGGGCGGCGCAGAGCCCCGGCCCCGCCGCCGUGUCGCUGGGCUUGAGCGUGGCCGUGGUCUCCAGCCUGGUGAACGGCUCCACCUUCGUCCUGCAGAAGAAGGGGAUCGUGCGGGCCCGCGGGAGAGGUACUUCGUACUUAACUGAUAUAGUAUGGUGGUCUGGCACUAUUGCAAUGGCACUGGGUCAAAUAGGGAAUUUCUUGGCGUAUACUGCAGUCCCAACUGUGCUAGUGACGCCCUUGGGAGCUCUUGGCGUUCCAUUUGGGUCCAUCUUAGCUUCUUACUUGCUGAAAGAGAAACUGAACAUUCUUGGCAAGCUGGGAUGUUUGCUGAGCUGCGCUGGGUCUGUUGUUCUCAUCAUCCAUUCCCCGAAGUCUGAGAGUGUAACGACUCAGGCUGAGCUUGAAGAGAAGCUUACAAAUCCAGUUUUCGUGGGUUAUCUCUGCAUAGUGCUGCUAAUGCUUCUCCUGCUUAUCUUCUGGAUAGCUCCAGCUCAUGGACCUACUAAUAUCAUGGUUUACAUCAGUAUUUGUUCUCUGUUGGGCAGUUUCACUGUUCCCAGCACAAAAGGCAUUGGGCUGGCUGCUCAAGAUAUCUUUCACAAUAACCCAUCAAGUCAAAGGGCUCUAUACCUCUGUCUGGUACUUCUGGCAGUAUUAGGAUGUAGCAUUAUCAUUCAAUUCAGAUACAUCAAUAAGGCACUGGAGUGUUUUGACUCCUCUGUGUUUGGUGCCAUCUACUACGUUGUGUUUACCACCCUAGUCCUGCUGGCUUCAGCCAUCCUUUUCAGGGAAUGGAGUAAUGUAGGAGUCAUAGAUUUUUUGGGAAUGGCUUGUGGGUUUACCACAGUAUCUAUUGGAAUUGUUCUUAUACAAGUCUUCAAGGAAUUCAACUUCAAUAUUGGAGAUUUAAACAAACCUAACAUGAAGACAGAUUAAAAUAUUUUUGAGGGGAAACUGGAUGGCUCAGGGAAGGAUGCAGAGCUGUUCAUUUCUAGGUCAUUGUUUCAAGUAGGUUUCAGGUUGGUAACUGCCCUCUGACAAUUUGGUGGCCUWUGUGAAAUAAAUUGGAGGCCUCCAUCCAGUUUCAAAGCAACAGCUGUCCAUGUAACCCAGUCAACACAAUAAAUUAUCUUAAUUGGAACUUCUGAUUGAGUCAGCAUAGAGACUGAUGUAUUUCCUCACUGUAAAAGGUAGUCCAUCAGAAAAGCUCUGACUAUUCUAACAGACCUGUAUUUUGUCUUUGGUACCAUUUCUGUGGGCAAAGGACAUCAGUUUCUAAUGCACUCAGUCUGAUACCUUUCAUCAUAAGUGAUGUAUACCUUAAAAUGGGG